Polypterus senegalus (gray bichir) is the source of this 936-nucleotide messenger RNA. RefSeq names its product olfactory receptor 142-like. Gene Ontology annotation, biological process: G protein-coupled receptor signaling pathway. The transcript has a single exon. Gene Ontology annotation, cellular component: membrane. The record is from RefSeq and is a predicted model, not a curated record. Lineage: Eukaryota; Metazoa; Chordata; Cladistia; Polypteriformes; Polypteridae. The coding region runs from base 1 to 936 and encodes 311 amino acids. Gene Ontology annotation, molecular function: G protein-coupled receptor activity; olfactory receptor activity.
AUGUCACCUGAUUCUGAUAAUAAUACUUCCAUUUUAUAUCUACAAGGCUUUAAUUUUCGUUUUGAAAUUGUUCUGGCACUGUUUUUUUUCUUUUUAACUGUUUACUUAUGUAUAGUAUUUGGGAACACCGCUAUAAUGCAUGUGAUUAUUGUCAAUCGGACUCUUCACGAGCCAAUGUAUAUUUUGCUUUGCAAUAUGUCCGUUUGCGAUUUAAUUGGAAGCACUGCCUUAUUACCUAGACUGAUGGCGGAUUUAUUCGUGGAAGUGAAGACAAUCUAUGUUGAAUCCUGUGCUGUGCAGGCGUUUUGUUUUCAUUUCUAUGGCACAGCUUCCCAGCUAAUACUGACUGUGAUGGCCUAUGACAGGUACAUCGCAAUCUGUGACCCACUGCGGUACACGUCGAUACUAACAGGUACCACUCUUUUGAAACUGUGCUGCUUAGCUUGGGGAAUUGCGUUUAUUGUUAUUGCAAUUCUGACCGGACUAGCCGCGAGGCUUCCAAGAUGUGGGACAAAAAUAUUAUUGGCGUUUUGCAGUAUUUCUUCAAUAUUUUCAUUGUCUUGUGUAGACACAUCUUUGAAUAACAUUUCCGGGUUGGUGAUAACAUACUCUCUGAGCAUUCUGUCGCUCGUUACAAUCGUUUGGACCUACAGUAAAAUUCUCUAUGCAUGUUUGAUUAAAAGUGACAACCGCAGUAAACGGAAAGCCAUUCAUACCUGCGCUACGCAUUUAACUGUAUUUCUUUUUUACGAGGUUAUCUUAUUAUUUACGAUUAUUGCACAGCGAUAUCCUUCUUCAAAUACAGAUGUGCGGAGCACUAUAGGACUGCUAAUUAUGGUAAUACCACCAAUAGUAAAUCCGAUAAUUUAUGGAAUUAAUACUAAAGAAAUUCGUAAAAACAUUUUCCGCAGUGCUUCAAGUAAAAUGUCAAACUAA